Messenger RNA from Capsicum annuum, 2229 nucleotides. RefSeq lists its product as uncharacterized. The record is from RefSeq and is a predicted model, not a curated record. Gene Ontology annotation, molecular function: ADP binding. Gene Ontology annotation, biological process: defense response to other organism. Lineage: Eukaryota; Viridiplantae; Streptophyta; Magnoliopsida; Solanales; Solanaceae. The transcript is spliced from 6 exons. Bases 1 to 2229 code for a protein of 742 amino acids.
AUGGAAAAACAAGGAGAAAUAGAGAUAGGGAAAACAAAUUAUUUUGAGGUGUCAUUUUCUGCUCUUCGCAAGGACGUUGUCAACGUUCUGGAUUUCAUGGAGAGGUUAAAGAAUGAAAAAGAUCAAAAUGUUGUUAAUGUGUAUCUAAUUGAAAGGCUGAUGAGACUUGAGCUGGCAUUUAUUUGUACCUACGUCCAGCUUUCUUAUUCUGAUUUGGAUCAGUUUGAAGAUAAGAGUGACUGCUUUAAGUCAAGAGUUGAACUUCCUCCUCCUGAAUCUCCAUCAUAUAUCCAAGUAUUCUCGUCUCAGUAUGAGAUUCUUCAGAAUGUGUCUGGCAACAUGAAAGAUUUCCAUGGGCUGAUAGUGAUUGGUUGCAUUGAGCACGACAUUGUUCAAUAUGUCUCGCCUCAGUUUCAACUCAUCGCUGAGAGAGUUGCACUCUUCCUUUGGGAUGUUCGGAUUGAUGGAGACUCUCGUCUCUUCAAGCUACCACAUCUACUCAUGAAGAUUAUUCCAGUUGAACUGGAGGUCAUGCACAUAUGUUUUACAAAUUUGAAAGCUUCACCAUCAGCAGAAGUUGGACGCUUUAGUAAGCAACUCCUUGAAACCUCUCCGGAAGUUCUGAGAGAGUAUCUGAUUCAUCUACAAGAGCACGUGGUAACUGUUAUUACCGCAAGCACUUCAGGGCCUCGAAACAUUCAUGUCAUGAUAGAGUUCCUAUUGAUUAUUCUUACUGAUCUGCCCAAGGAAAUUAUUCAUCAUGACAAAUUAUUUGAUCUUUUGGCACGUGCGGCCGCACUUAUCAGGGAGGUAUCAACUCUCAUUCACGACUUAGAAGAAAAAUCAAGGAACGAAGAGAGUACCAAUGAAACAAGUCGUACAACUCUAGACUUGCUGAAAAAUAUUGAACUCCUCAAGGAAGAUCUCAAAUAUGUUUAUCUGAAAGCCCCGGACUCAUAUCAAUGUUGCUUCCCCAUGCAUCUUCUACUCAUCCACUUGAAUGAUCUGCUAGAUUCCGAUUCUUAUUCAAUUGCUUUGAUAAAGGAAGAAAUUAGACUGGUGAAAGAAGACCUAGAAUUCGUCAGGUUUAUCAAAGAAGAUGUCUCCCAAUUACCGGAGAAGAAUCCCAAGAACAAGAGCCUCAUUGUUGUAAACUCUCCCAAGAAUCCAGUUGAAAGAAAAUCAUUGACAACUGGUAAAAUACUUGGCAAAACUACUUUGGCAUACAAAGUAUACAAUGAUGAACGAGUUUGUAGUCAUUUCGACCUUCGUGCAUGGCUCACAGUCGGCCAAGAAUAUGACGAGAAGAAGUUGUUGAUGAAACUUUUUAAUCAAGUUACUGGGGAUUUGAAGGUCAGAAAGGAUAUUGAUGUUGCUGAUAUACUACGGAAACAUCUGAUUAGAAAGAGGUACCUAAUUGUGUUAGAUGAUGUGUGGGAUACUACUACAUGGGAUGAGUUAACCAGACCUUUUCCUAAAGUUGAGAAAGGAAGUAGAAUUAUAUUGACGACUCGACAAAAGGAAGUGGCUUUACAUGGAAAGUGCUACACUGAUCCUCUUAACCUUCGAUUGCUAAAACCUGAAGAAAGUUGGGAGUUAUUAGAGAAAAGGGCAUUUGGAAAAGAGAGUUGCCCUGACGAACUACUGAAUGUUGGAAAAGAAAUAGCCCAAAAUUGUAAGGGACUUCCUUUGGUGGCUGAUCUGAUUGCUGGAGUCAUUGCAGGGAGGGAAAAGACAAAGUCUGAAGUUGAUGUAAGGAAGGUUAUAGGAUUAAGCUAUGACCAUUUACCUCAUCACCUGAAGCCAUACUUUCUCUGCCUUGCAAGAUAUCCCAAGGACAGUGUAAUGGACAGAGAUGUGCUGAAAGCAAUUUGGCGUGCUGAAGGGCUUGGUGAACAGACAGGGAUAAAGAGUGUGGAAGAAGUGAUGAAGGUUUAUUUGGACAAUUUAAUUUCCAGUAGCUUGGUAAUUGCUUUCAAUGAUAUAGGCAUGUUGAAUCAUUUGAGGUACUUAUACAUUGGGACAGAAGUUAAAUCUCUACCUUCAUCUAUCUCAUUCCUCUGGAAUCUUGAAGUCCUCCGGGCGAAAAACCUAGAAUCAACCUUGGUAUUAUUACCGAGUAUUUGGGAUCUUCUGAAGUUGAGAAUGCUGUCCAUGGUUGCUUGUUCUUUCUAUGAUUUGGAUACAGAUGAACUUGAUAGCAGAGGACUUAAAAGUUUGAGAACUUGA